UAGGUUAUUUUGCUUUUUUAUUCUCCUUUGCACUAUUGACUUAAGUGCAUCAAUUUUUAUGAUCUUUUAAUGACAUCACCGUUUAUUUUGUAGUGUUGUUUUAAGCAGAUAAUUUGCGGAAUGGAUGGGGAAGGUGUGACAGUUUUUAAAAAUCUGAGUGAAAACUUCUGUUUGCCGUUUAAACUGAGCUGGUUGUUUGCUGAAAGAAGAAUGGGCCUCCAGUGGGAGCCCUGCAUGUGUCUGUGCGUGCUUCAGUGUGGGAGGGGGGCUUGCAGCUACCAUCCUUUUAAAACACGUUGCUCUGUUUGGACAUCAUUAAACUCCUGAGCAGCAAAGGACAGGAGCUCAAAAACAUCAACCCAAGUAAAUCAGUGAAAGAAACCGAAAGAUGGAGCUCUGGUCUGACAAUCAGGGUCCAUAUCACUUGUACUCCAGAUUUGGAACUAUUCCUGGAAGAAGAACUUCACAAAAUUUUGACUCAGUCCAUUCUCCACUGAACUACAAAGAUCAGCAGGAUCACAGCAGAGAGUCCAGUUACUGGACCAUGCCGGCAUCCAGACCUGCAGGAGCUCUACACGAGUACACGAACUGGAAAAACCCAGAACUGACGCCUUCUUCCCACUUUCCUUUCAUCAAUGACCGCCGUGCGGACCACAACCAUCUGCGCCCAGAGGAGUAUCACCCCUGGGAAGCUCAGGGGAGAGAGUGGCCAACAUCCCACAGAGCUGCGAGGGACUACCAGAGAGGAUUUUUGAGUGAAGGGUGGCAGAGACGGUGGGAGCACGGCAGCCCUACCUGCUACAACAGGGAGGUUUCUGCCAAGAGACGAGACAACAGCUACAGAGAGCUGGAGGCUUGGGCCGCUCGGUAUAGCCACUCAUUGCCAAGGAAGAGACAAAUGGAGGAGUUGCGUGGGGCUUCCAAGGGGACUGUGGGGAGCUCCAGGAGUCUGGAAAGAGAUGGCAGAGGCAGUCCAGAACCUCCAGUACAACAACAUGCAUCUGGGUUGUGGGAUAGACAGGGUAGACUGACAACCAAAUACAAUCCAUAUCAAUCUUCUGGGUCUCACACAACCCACACCCUGGACAUCAAAGAACAUGUCUGCUUGCAAAGACAGAUGUUCAGCCAACCUCCUGGAUACAUUGCUCCUCCUCCUUACAAUAAUCCCCAGAAAAGUUCCGCUUUAGUUUACCAAAGGGCUACAAGCUGGGAGCAGGGUGAUAAGAGUCUUGCUUUCUGGAUACAGCCUGCUUUAAAAACGCAGGAUGUCUCUGUAAAUUUGGAAAAUAAGAAGAAAAGAGACAAAGAGGAAGUCACAAAACCUGAAGCAGGUGAAACUUUCACAGAGCCGAGAGAGUUGAAGCAACGAAAACAGAAAGGAGACAGUUCCACUGAUGCCAAACAAACAAACACACAGACUGAGCACACGUUGCCCCAACAAGCAGCUCACGGCCCAAAAAUAUGCCAGGAGUUACCCUCAAAGGUCAUCGAAGGAAGAAAAUUCAGGUUAAACAGAAAGACUGGUAGGAUGACCAUAUUCUGCCUGGUGUCUCGAAUGGCCGAUUCCACUGAAACCACAUCUUUGCCACUCUCCUUCUCCCUCAAAAACAAGCAGAGCACAGAAAAAGAAAGUGUUCCUGAAAGCUCGAGCGUCAUACCUGAGGUAGACCAAGCGCCUAAGAUGUCAGAUGAGGUGGACUUUAGAGCACCAACGCCAGAUGCCGCACAGAUGGAGAUGUUAACCUCGGCUGAAAAGGACACUGCCUCCUUUGAAACAUCAGAAGCUGAUGCUGAGUCUACAUCUGAAAACCACGAGGGUCGCACAGCUCAGCCGGUGGGCGUCAAGUAUCCUCUGUGGAGGGAACCCAGCUUCACUAACAGGACUGAGGCUGAGGGUUCAACCCUGAGAGCAGACAAAUCGGAUUUACAGCAGCAGGAUGCUGCAAAAGUAAGUGAUGAGGAAGCAGAUGAAGAACAGAAUCCCAAUGACACUGAUGACAGCAAGGGUCUGCUGGUCAUUGACACCAGCUGUGUUGUUGUUAAGGUUCAAAUGAUUCCUUCACUGAAAAAGGAGCACGUUCACUAUUUGGACGCAGCAGGAAACCCCCAAACAAGUCAGUCUGAUGCUCAAGCUACUGCUGAAGAUGUGGCAACAGACCACCAAUCAAGUCAUCUUUGUAAAGAUGAUCCUAUCUCUGUCCUCAUGAAAGAGGAGGAGCACAAGGACGAAAGUCAAAUGUCUUUCUCUUGCAUGAAGCCCGCUGCUUCUCCUGAAAGAGAAAUCUUGGAUGAGAACGCUGAAAACAUUAUCCAGUCUCCUCUACCCGUCUGCAUCACCAGGCAGCCACAGGAAGAUGGUUCAAAUGUGGAGGACCCGCAAAAAAGAGCGGCACCUUCUCUGUCCGAGCAACCCUCUGAGGAGACAACAGCUGAGCACUUUUCAGAAGAGCCAAGAGCUGAGCAGCCUCAAGAGAAAAGAAUGGCUGAGCAAUUUGAAGAAGACGUAAUGGAUGGACAACCUGCGGAGGAAACAAUGGCUGAGGAACCUGCCAACGAUCCAACACCUGAAAAACCUUCAGAGAAAAUCCAACCUCAAACUGCAGAAGAUGAACAUUUUCCAGAGGACCCAGCAGAUGGAGUAGAGUUAGAAGAGGACAUAGAGGAAGGACGAUCGCUGAAAUCCCAGGAUGUUAUCCCACACAGAGUGACAGAGGAAGGACCUGAGGAUCUGGUUGGAUGUCAUGAGUGUGUGGCAGAUGUGUCUGAAGAGAUUGAAUCUCAUCUUGAAACAGACAAUAGAUCUUUAGCUGAGCCUGAAAUGUCUGAAGAUCUUCAGCUAGAGACCACCAAUGAACAACGUGCAAAUGAACAGACACAGACUGAAACAGAAUCUUCUCAACUAUCUGACCUUCAUCAGUUUUCUUCAUCUUCAGUGACUCGUUCCGUCUGGGAAAGUUCUGUUUCUGAGUUGACCCAAAACCCUCAUCCUGUAACGCCUCCACCUGCUCCAACAGGUAACUUUUCCACAAGCUCUACCUUGCAGGAAGACCAUCGUCCAAGCCCUUCCCCUUCCCUUGAUGUAACAGGUACUGCAGGGUUGAGCUCUGGGGAUGAAGACGGAGUUGAGAAAAUAUCAAAUCUACCUGAAAAGGAGGUGAACAGGGAGUGUUUGGCAGCGGACACAUCAGAGGAAGAAGCUUUCCAGCAUCAAGCUGAACCUCAGACAUCACUCGGUGCUGCUGGUGUCACGGAUAAAACUGACCGAUUUGAAACGUCUAAUACAGAUGCUGACGUUCUGCUGCAACCCUCUGAGUGUGACGCAACAGAAAGUGAUGCUUCUGUCAAGCCAAGCAGUUUGAGCACGGAAAAACACACUGAGGAUCCAGCAGAGCAGAUAUGCAAAACUGAUGAAGAAAAGGAAAGAGGUGAACAAAUAGGAGUCAACCUUUUGCAGGAACAGUUUGACUUUUGCCAGGAAGAAGAUGUUCAUGUCAAAGAGAGGGAUCUGACUAAAGAGCAGUCCUGUCAGCCUGUUGAAAACCUUUGGUUACAGAAACCUGAGGCGGAUGUUUUAAAAGAUGGCUCCUCAACCCUUUUGAAUGACUUCCCAUCCAAUGAGCUUCCAUCCUCACCACAUGGACCAUGUGAAUCGGAAGCUGAGGUCAUUUCCCCGCUGGAGGAGGACUCGUUCCAUUUUUCUCAUCCAAGUCACAAAGGUGCUCAUUCUGAGUCCUGGGAAGAAGACUUUCAGCUCUCAUCUUCUUCCCUCUCCUGUUCACCCCAUCUUCUGCCUCCCAGCUCAGCUCCACCCCAAGAUGGAACAAUGUCUCCCGGAUCCCCCCCAUCUCCUGCUGAUGAAAGAGAGCCUGAGUUCCCAGAGUCACUUUGGGAUGUGGUGAACCGCAUCAGGAAGCACACUGCACCCGACUCUGAAAACGAGGAGGAGGACGCCAGCGAGUCGUGGGAUCUGGAGAACGCAGGUGACAACGUGGGUUCUGAGAUUUUCAGUGCUCAACAGGAGGUUUCACACGGCGAGGGCGGGAACGUGGAUGAAGAAAACAAACAAUCUGAGGAAAAUGUAAAUGAUAGCGCGCUGUCCUCCUGCAGCGCCAGCAGCAAAGUCUCUGACGACACCGUGACGGUGGCAGAGGAAGAGAAAGGAGCCGAAGAACAAUGAGGAUGGAUGCCACUGUUGGAGACAGAUGUUGCCGUGGUUACACUAGAGAAACUUUGGAGGAGAAAAAUGAAGCACAAGUCUGGUCACAAGUCCAAAUGGGUGGGUGGAGAUAAUCAGAGAGGAGAUAAUAGAGACAGUUCAGGUUUAACAAACCUGGUUAAGUGUGAUCAACUAAGAAAUCUCUCAAUUUGGUAAUAACUGGAAUUUAUCAACUGUAAACUCUUUUAAAAAAAACAUUUCAGGAGUUAGAAGAUUCUGAAUUUGUGUUGACUCAAAUGUGAAAAUUAAGGGUUUUUGUAGGACUUUGCAGUAAAUUGGCUGUAACUUUAGUUUUUCUUCAUAUUUGAUGUAUUUACAACUGUUACAUGCAGUUAUACUAUUUAACAUGUAUUCAAAUAUUUAACUACUGUGGAUUUAUAGUUUGAGGAUUUUGUUAGAAGAAAUAAAUAGAAAUAAAUUAAGUAAAAAUUUUCAUUUCACAUAAAUAAACACCA
This is a messenger RNA of Oryzias latipes (Japanese medaka), 4671 nucleotides long. RefSeq lists its product as uncharacterized. Lineage: Eukaryota; Metazoa; Chordata; Actinopteri; Beloniformes; Adrianichthyidae. The record is from RefSeq and is a predicted model, not a curated record.